Pistacia vera is the source of this 1015-nucleotide messenger RNA. Its product is annotated as organ-specific protein S2-like. The transcript has 2 exons. Lineage: Eukaryota; Viridiplantae; Streptophyta; Magnoliopsida; Sapindales; Anacardiaceae. The record is from RefSeq and is a predicted model, not a curated record. Bases 49 to 753 code for a protein of 234 amino acids.
GGCUUCCAUGCAAAAUCAUACAAAGUUUUAUCUAAUACACUUGGUUUAAUGGGAAACAUGAAAGCUUCAUCACAUGCUCUCUGCAUACUCUCCUUACUUCUCUUGUUUGCUAGCUCUAUUUAUGGAAGGAAAGAUAUGGGAGAAUACUGGAGAGAUGUCGUGAAAGAUCAAUCUGUGGAAAUCAGUCUGAUCAGUGCAGAUCCUGCCAGGUCUCUCUCUAAUGAGAAACCUGAAAGCCAUGCAUUCGACAUUGAGCUGAGUCCUGAUGUUUCAAUUUACCACGACGAUAUCAAGCCAACCAAAGAAAAAAUCUUUGUUAAGAAUUUUGAACCGAGACCUGAUGUUUCAAUUUACCACAACGAUAUGAAACUAACCAAAGAAAAUUCUUUUGUAAAAGAUUUUGAGCCAAGACCUGAUGUUUCAAUUUACCACAAUAAUAUCAAACCUGAACAAAAAUCUUUCAUUAAUGAUUUUGAAUCAAAACCUGAUGUUUCUAUUUAUCAUAAUGAUAUUAAACCAACAACCAAAGAGAAACUCUUUAUUAAGUAUUUCGAACCAAGGCCGGACGUUUCAAUCUAUGACAACGGUGUUAAAGCAACUGGAAAAAAAUUCUCUCUUAGAGAUAUCGAGUCGAGUCCUGAUGCUACAAUUUAUGUUGAUUCAAGUCCUGAUGCUACAAUUUAUGUUGAUUCAAGUCCUGAUGCUACAAUUUAUGUCGAUUCAAGUCCUGAUGCUACAAUCUACCACGAGUGAAUGAACCAUGCAGAUGCUAGGUAGAGCCCCGUAUUAGUAUAAUGCUCAUAACUAGAAGAUUGAUCAGUUUGGUUUUCUAGGGCAUGCAAUAAUUGAGCAUGUAAUGUGUUGUUUAUGGAAGUUAAAAUGGGCUCAGCGUGUAUAAUUAAGCUAUGUAAUGUGUUGGUUUUCUAUAUGAAGUGCAGGAAGAAGUUCAGCCUGUGAGCAUUGUAAGAUAUGAUCAUUAAAUAAAGUCCUGCCAAGUUAAUUCUUCUUUAAAUAA